AUGAUGAAGAGGUCUAUGGAUGCCGUCGGUGGUCCUGAUGCCAAAAAGGCACGUUGGUCCCCCACAUUUAGUGCUUCUGCUACCUCCGCUGCGGCACCUACUACUGUUACUCGCGACGCCUUUGCCAAUUAUGGUUAUGGUCCACAUGCUCAGAUCAACCAGCCUUUCCAACCUUCAUCUCCUGCCUUCUCCAAUCAGCUUUACUCUACUCCCGAAUCUUACGAUUAA
Suillus subalutaceus is the source of this 228-nucleotide messenger RNA. RefSeq lists its product as uncharacterized. Bases 1 to 228 code for a protein of 75 amino acids. NCBI's taxonomy places the organism in Eukaryota, Fungi, Basidiomycota, Agaricomycetes, Boletales, Suillaceae. The transcript is spliced from 2 exons. The record is from RefSeq and is a predicted model, not a curated record.